Molecule: messenger RNA, 1687 nt
Organism: Rhododendron vialii
Lineage: Eukaryota; Viridiplantae; Streptophyta; Magnoliopsida; Ericales; Ericaceae
Exons: 9
Coding region: 306-1499 (397 amino acids)
Biological process (GO): regulation of peptide transport
Cellular component (GO): membrane
Source: RefSeq, a predicted model, not a curated record
UGUGUGAAUUUUAUAAAUCUCCAUCAAGAUAGAAAUGAAGUGAUGAGAAUGGGCUGUGUUGCUCGAUUUCUAUGAUCAACGACAGUUAUCGCCAUCGUCAAUAGAAGGCAUCGAUCUGAUUCCAGUAGUCGAGACGGAGAUGACUUUGUAUCUCGGAAUGGCAGCAAAUGUGGGGACUUUCCUGUGUCGUUGACAAGAGAAAGAUCCAGGAUUAGGGUCAAAGAUCCAAGAGAAAGAAAGCAAUCCCUUGUCGGGUUUGUGGCCGUUUGCAAUUUUAAUUACUGGGUACUUCUUGAAUUUGUGAUAUGGGUUGGAGAUAUAAAGCUGGGUUGUUUCUAAUUGCUGCUGUUGUUAUAAUUUGGGUCUCCUCAGCAGAAGUCACCCAGGGUAUUUAUACAGACUACAAGCAACCAUUUGCAGUGACCUAUCUUGGAGCUUCUAUGAUGAUAGUUUAUCUUCCAAUUGCUUUCUUUAAGGAUUGGAUACGUAAUAUGCUAAGAAGACGCUCUUGUAAAAGUGUUAAAGGUGCAACUAUUACUAAUGAGUCCCCUGCUGGACUCAACUCCGCUUUAAAGUGCACUGUGGGGAGUAUGGAAAUGGAACUAGAAGGGACUUUGAAUAGAAAAGACAGUGAUGCAGACUUUGACUUUUCUGCUCAGGAAGAGGGGGCGCUUUUAGUUUCUAGUCAUAAAGGUGAUGUCAACACGUUAAAACUACACGAAAAAGAGCUCACAACAAGGCAGAUUGCUGCUUAUGGAUUUUAUAUAGCACCGAUCUGGUUUGUUACAGAGUAUCUGGCAAAUGCUGCCCUUGCACGUACAAGUGUUGCAAGUACGACAGUGUUAUCCUCUACUUCAGCACUAUUUACACUUUUCAUUGGUACAUUUCUGGGCCAAGAUUCUUUGAACAUUGCAAAAGUGGUUGCUGUAUUUGUCUGUAUGGCUGGUGUUGCCAUGACAACUUUGGGGAAAACUUGGGCCACAGAUGAGUCACAAUUAGCUGCCACUGCGAAUGGAAGCCGCUCCUUUGUUGGAGAUCUUUUUGGACUUCUCUCAGCUAUGACAUACGCACUAUUCUCAGUCCUUCUCAAAAAGUUUGCUGGAGAGGAAGGAGAAAGGGUCGAUUUGCAAAAGUUGUUCGGUUAUAUUGGAUUUUUCACGCUUGUUGCACUAUGGUGGCUUGUAUGGCCGUUAACAGCCUUAGGAAUUGAACCCAAGUUCAUGAUUCCUCGUACCAUUAAACUGGAGGAAGUUGUUAUUGCUAAUGGGUUUGUUGGAAGUGUUGUUUCUGACUACUUCUGGGCAUUAUGCGUGGUUUGGACAACUCCUCUAGUGGCCACCUUGGGGAUGUCUCUUACCAUCCCACUUGCUAUGGUGGCCGAUAUGAUGAUUCAUGGCCGUCAUUAUUCAGCCAUAUACAUGCUUGGUUCAGCUCAGGUAUUUGCAGGAUUCGUUAUAGCUAACCUUUCAGAUUGGCUGUCAAAACAACUAGGAUUGUAGCAUCUAGUCAUGUAAUUCUUUUUUCUGCGAUAGUAAUUCUUUUGGCCAUGCACUGCUCUUUCUUUUUCUAUGGUUCGAUCGGCAAAUGCAUCAAGGAGAUAAGAUAGUGAAUGCAGCUUCUUGUAUAAUUAGCAGUGCAAGAAGGAUUUAAAUGUAAGUGUUGUUCUCAUAUUGUGGUAUAUAGAAUU